AUGUACCCUCCCAAUCCCUGGAAACAGAUCUCUAGUGAUGGUAAGGACACGCUUGAGACAUGAGACAUGAGACAUCUGGUGAUAAAAGUUAUUUGAAAAGCGUCAUGAUCUUCCUGGAGGAUGAAGACUUUUUAACUGUUUCAUAAAAGGAGUUUUUUUUCCCAUUAUUUGGUCCAACCAUCUGUUAAACUGAACAUCCUCCAUAAUAAUCACAAAGUGCCAUAAACCUGGAGUUUUUUUGUUGUACCAAAUGCUCUCUGUUUAUAUGAUGAAGGCUAAUUUGAGCCUGGGAAGUAGGUUAAGAAUUUUUAUCAUAUCGAAGUUUGUAUUUCGCAAUACAUUUCAAAAUCAUGUCCGGUUCCUUCACUACGAAUGACUACGUCUUCUCGCACAUAUCAUGACUGUAGUUCCUCUUAACUUUGUGGUUUAUCUUCCUCAGCACACUUCAGAAAGAAAGUCAGAGUAUUAGCACAGAUUAAACAUGCCGGUUAGCGUUUUCAUUGCCACAACUCACCUUAUUUUUAUAAAUCAAUCUUUAUACUUUGUUUUCCCAGCCAUCGAUCUGAUCAACAAUCUGUUGCAAGUCAAGAUGAGGAAACGCUACAGUGUGGACAAGAGUCUCAGCCAUUCAUACCUACAGGUAACAGAAAGUUAGGAUUUGGUGCGCAUCAUAUUUCUCUCUCUAUAACACUGUGUUAUCAACAAAGACUAAAAGCUUAAAAAAAAAAUUUAAUGAUUUUUUUUUGUGCGCACUUGCCUUCAUCUAGAAAAAAAAUUACAGUGAAAAAAGCAAGAUCUUCACUUUCUUGUAUCUCUGCAAACCCCUCACUCAAAUCUUAAAAACUGAGGCAUUACAGAAAACGACACAAACACAAAGGGUCUGCACUCAUAGCCGAACAGCCAGGCAGCAGCUGAAGGCCAAUAUUCUGGAACAUUACUGAGGACAGCCAUGCUUUUAAAAUGAUGUUUUCAUUGACUGAUCACAGCUCCUAAUGUGGCUUCAACAAAACACAACAUUCAGUGGUGGAAAACAGAGCAGCUCUCUCUGCAGGUCCGAAGUAGUCCUCUCUGCUUGUUUUGGUUGCAGGGAAAAUCCAUUAUUAAGCUGAAGUGCCAUAGCAAAAUUAAAUGUGGUUGAGGGUAUCAUUUUUUCAUUAUCUCUGGAAACUGUAGACCUGCCAGGGUUCAAGAUUAUCCUCUCAUAUAUACUAUGGUGCAUAUAUAUUUACACACACACAUUCAGCAGCCUUAGAUUGACUAGCAAAUAAUGUGCUGCAAAAACAUGAAACUCUGUUCAGUUUAAAUCUAAUUCAAGGCUCUUACAAAGUGAAACUCCAUCCCUGUGUUUAUUCCCAUUUCUCAUUUCUCAGGACUAUCAGACGUGGCUCGACCUGCGAGAGCUGGAAACCAAACUCGGAGGGCGAUACAUCACCCACGAGAGCGACGACAGCCGCUGGCAAGCAUACGCCCGGGACCACACUUUGCCUUACCCCGCACACCUUGUGCCUCCUCCUCCUGCCCCCGCCUCUGACAAUGAGGAGGGAGGGGAGGAUGCAGACGUCCAAGGCCUCACUGAGAGGGUCAGCAUCCUCUGA
Molecule: messenger RNA, 1595 nt
Organism: Xyrichtys novacula (pearly razorfish)
Lineage: Eukaryota; Metazoa; Chordata; Actinopteri; Labriformes; Labridae
Source: the annotation of a GenBank genome assembly